Spinacia oleracea (spinach) is the source of this 1427-nucleotide messenger RNA. RefSeq lists its product as uncharacterized. Gene Ontology annotation, molecular function: protein-containing complex binding. Gene Ontology annotation, cellular component: mitochondrion. The coding region runs from base 316 to 1110 and encodes 264 amino acids. The transcript is spliced from 11 exons. Lineage: Eukaryota; Viridiplantae; Streptophyta; Magnoliopsida; Caryophyllales; Amaranthaceae. The record is from RefSeq and is a predicted model, not a curated record.
CUCCAAUUUCCGCCUGUUCGAAACUUAAAACUAACCAAAACAACCCCCAAAAUCAAUCAAUCUUGUUCACUUUGCUGCAAAAUUUCAUCACCAUGUCUCGUUUGAUUCAAGCUCGAUCUUCUCUCUCUAAAUUUUCGAAAACAGGACCAUAAAAUGAGACGGAGGGAGUACAUCUUUGUCAAGGUUUCUUUAAUCAUAUCUGAAGAAUGUACCUUGGUGAUCUGAUUGUGCUCACGAGCAUUAAGGCUGCUAUUUUGAGGCUUGAGCAAAAGGAAUUCUUCUUCUUUUGGAUAAUUUUCAAGAUUUACACUGGCAAUGUCUAGAAGUGGGAGAUUUCUGUCUACAGAAUCUACAGGGAUCAGUGGAGGCUCUAUAGUUGAGGAAGCCGAAACAGUCAAUGUUCCCCCUCCCCCAUCUGAGAAGCUACUUAUUUUUGGAGGCAACGGAUUUGUUGGUUCGCACAUAUGCAAAGAAGCUUUAGAACAUGGAUUGUCAGUCGCUAGUAUGAGCAGAUCUGGGAGGCCAUCUGUUAAUGAAGCUUGGGCGGAUAGAGUGAGUUGGCAUAAAGGUGACCUCUUUUCACCUGAAACAAUUAAAGAUGCACUGGAUGGAGUGUCUUCUGUUAUAUCCUGUGUUGGUGGCUUUGGGUCUAACGCACAGAUGUAUAAAACCAAUGGUGCUGCAAACAUGAAUGCUAUUAGAGCUGCUGCAGAGAAAGGUGUGAAGAGAUUUGUUUACAUCUCUGCUGCCGAUUUUGGCAUGGUUAAUUACAUACUGCAAGGUUAUUACGAAGGAAAGAGAGCGGCUGAAACGGAGCUAUUAACCAAAUUUCCUUAUGGUGGUGUUAUUUUGAGACCUGGUUUUAUCUAUGGAACGCGUCGAGUUGGCAGCAUGAAAUUACCUCUAGGUGUUAUUGGAUCUCCAUUGGAGAUGGUUCUUCAACAUGCAAAACCACUGACUCAAAUUCCACUGGUCGGUCCACUGCUGACUCCUCCUGUUAAUGUAACAGCGGUUGCGAAAGUUGCUGUUAGAGCUGCAACUGACCCUGUAUUUCCACCUGGCAUCGUAGAUGUUCAUGGAAUAUUACGGUAUGGUGGACAGAAGAAGUAGAAUAUAGAUUUGUGCAUCUGCUUAUAACGUGUUCUAGAAUGAUGGAAGAUGAAGCAAGGUGCUUAUGGGUAAUGUCCCUCUAGUUAGUCUAUAUAUCCUUGCUUCUAUGCAGGUGCAUAAUAAAUUUUCCCCUUAGAAACAAACCGUUAGGCAGAACUGCUUACGCAGCUUGUAAUCUAUGUUAUUAGUUUUAAGUAGCCAUGGCCUUGCCAAUUGUAACGGCGCAGAUCAUGGGUUCAAUUUCAUGUUACUCCAUAUAAUACCCCUUACUAAAUUUUUGGUUAUUUGAGUGAAUAAAGAUUCAUUAUUCUCCUCGA